This is a messenger RNA of Anoplophora glabripennis (Asian longhorned beetle), 1448 nucleotides long. RefSeq names its product fatty acid synthase-like. Lineage: Eukaryota; Metazoa; Arthropoda; Insecta; Coleoptera; Cerambycidae. The annotation marks the transcript as partial. Gene Ontology annotation, molecular function: fatty acid synthase activity; 3-oxoacyl-[acyl-carrier-protein] synthase activity. Gene Ontology annotation, biological process: fatty acid biosynthetic process. The transcript is spliced from 8 exons. The record is from RefSeq and is a predicted model, not a curated record.
AUGAGUGAAAUAGAUCCAGUCAUUGCGAGAGAUGAAUACUAUAUUAGAGGAGGACGAUCAUUCGCAUCCCCGUUGCUAGGAGAGGAAAUAGUUAUUUCAGGCAUGGCAGCUGUUUUCCCAAACUGCAGCGACAUCUAUGAAUUCAAGAAGAAAUUGUUCAACAAGGUCAACAUGGUGGCGUCCAACAGGAAAUGGGACUUUCACUCUGAAAUUUCCUCUUGCUCCGGUACUAUUUCCGAAAUAAAUAGAUUCGAUUGUGGAUUUUUUGGUAUCCAUGAAAGGCAAUCCCACUCCUUGGACGCGAUGGCCCGAAUUUUCCAGGAAAAAGCCAUAGAAGCCAUCUUCGAUGCCGGGCUCCAUCCCACAGAGCUACAAGGUACAAAAACUGGCGUGUACGUUGGCGUCUGUUCCAGUGAGAACGACAAGGCUUGGUACUUCGACAAUUUGAAUCCCCAAACCUUUGCUGUAACAGGAUCUGAAAGGUCCAUGAUAGCACAUAGACUCAGUUAUUUCUUGAAGUUGAAGGGUCCGUCAACUAUUCUGGACACGGCUUGCAGUAGUUCUUGUUACGCGUUGGAGAACGCGUACAGAGCCAUCAGACUGGGAGAAAUCGACAACGCCAUCGUGGCAGGGACGAAUCUCUGUUUGUAUUCAAAUACUACCAUGCAAUUUUUACGAUUGGGACUAUUAAGCGACGAUGGCUUUUGCAAGGCGUUCGACUCUCAAGGAAACGGUUACGCAAGGGCAGAAGGGGUUGCAGUUGUCAUCCUUCAAAAAGCGAAGGAUGCCAAGAGGAUAUACACGCAAUUGGUUCACGUCAAAACCAACUGUGACGGUUUUAAGGAGCAAGGCAUCACUUUUCCAUCCGGUGAAUCUCAGACUGAACUGUUGAUUGAUAUGUUUGAGGAAUGUGAGGUCGACAAGUUUAGUUUGAGUUUUGUAGAAGCCCAUGGAACAGGCACAAAGGCUGGUGACCCCGAAGAAUGUACUGCACUGGACAAUGUCCUCACCAGUGGUCGAAAGAACCCGCUCCCAAUAGGGUCUGUUAAGUCCAAUAUCGGACACACGGAGCCAGCGUCUGGUCUAUGCUCGAUCAUAAAGUGUGUUCUGGCAAUGGAAACUGGAUACAUCCCACCGAAUAUUCAUUUUGACGCACCAGGGGAUGCAAUGAUGGGGUUGGUAGAAGGCAGGCUGAAAGUGGUCACAGAAAAAACUCCCUUAGAGGACAAAGAUGCCUUAAUGGGUGUUAACAACUUUGGAUUUGGUGGUGCAAAUGCUUACGUACUGUUGAAACGGAAUUCAAAAACGAAGACUAAACCUAAAGAUAAUCUGCCUAGACUAGUCUGCGUUAGUGGCAGGACAGUAGAAGCUAUUCUUGUAUUGUUAGGCCGCAUUGAGACUAGCAAAAUGGAUGUUGAGUACAUCGGACUUCUACAUGAAGUAUUCGC